AUGUUAUCCACACUAGAGGAAGAUGCCCCGUCAUAUGCAACAGUGAAAAGAUGGGUGGCAGAGUUUAAACGUGGGCGAUCGAGCACUGAUGAUGAACCCCGUCCUGGUCCACCUGUUGUGUCUUCAACACCUGAAAUGGUACAGCGAAUCCUGGAAAUAGUCAUGGACGACCGACGAGUGACACAGCGACAGAUAGCCAACUUAGUGGACAUCUCUCAGGAGCGAGUGCAUUUCAUUCUGACAGAUAUUCUAGGAAUACACAAGGUUUCUGCUCGAUGGCUCCCCAAACUGUUGACAGCUGAUCAGAAACGUCAAAGAGAGAAUCUCUCAAGGGAGAACCUCAAGCUUUUUGAAGGUGAUCCAGAUAACUUUCUCAAACGAUUUGUUACAAUGGACGAAACAUGGGUCCUCCACUUUGAACCUGAAUCAAAACAACAGUCUAAACAGUGGAAACAUGUCACAUCUCCUACUCCAAAGAAAGCAAAGUCUGUGCCUUCAGCUGGGAAAGUCAUGGCAUCCGUGUUUUAG
This is a messenger RNA of Haliotis rufescens (red abalone), 528 nucleotides long. RefSeq lists its product as uncharacterized. Gene Ontology annotation, molecular function: nucleic acid binding. The transcript has a single exon. Bases 1 to 528 code for a protein of 175 amino acids. The record is from RefSeq and is a predicted model, not a curated record. Lineage: Eukaryota; Metazoa; Mollusca; Gastropoda; Lepetellida; Haliotidae.